This is a messenger RNA of Prorocentrum cordatum, 5304 nucleotides long. The record is from the annotation of a GenBank genome assembly. NCBI's taxonomy places the organism in Eukaryota, Dinophyceae, Prorocentrales, Prorocentraceae.
AUGCCUAUUUCGCUUGAGCUGGAUUCAGUCGGCUCGACAUCUCCUUCCCGCGCGGGCAGCGCGAUAUCUUCUGCUGGCUCGCCGUGGGAGCUGGUGGGCUCGGAGUGCGAGGAGCUCCCGGUCUUUCUUGCUGGGCAGGCGCUGAGCCUGCCAGAAGGCGGGGGUCGAAUCCUCGCGACGGCGCGCUGCGGCGGGCCGCUCCUGGUGUUCCUCUGGACGCUCGUGACGGUGGUCCGGGACCCGCCGAGCCCCGAGGAGGAGCCGCUGGAGGGUGAGGAGUUCACGCCUGAGCGGGUGAUGCCAGUGGAGGUAUGGAGCAGGCGCUACUAUCGCCGGAGCGCGACGGAUGGCGUGGAGAUCUUCCUUGUGCGACGGAAGACAGGAAAUUGCUGGGCAGCCCUGUUGCCCGACCUAUCAAUGGGGACCAUCACGAUCACUGCGAAGACGACGGUCUUCGCCGACCCAGUGCCAGGCAUCCGCUGGCAGGCUCUCCCAGCACUCAGCCAGGUGCAGAAGGACAGCUUCAUGCAGCAGGCCACGGACGGGCUGCGAGCAGGGACCAUUCCACCUUUGGACUUGUACCGACCGGGGCGUCAGGCUCAGCAGGCCGUCGCCGUCAACGUGGUCUAUGCCGUGGCCAGUUCUGCGCGCUCUUCGCUGCGUACGGUGCGGUGGGCGCUGCGCUCGCCGUAUCGGUUGCUGGGUUUGCUGGCGCUGGGCUUCGUGCUGUUCGAGGCUCUGAAGUACCUGGGGGUGGUGGACAUGAUCGUGGAGACCUGGCUCGCUUUCGUGAGUUGGAUCGUGACCUGCAGGGACACGCUCAUCGAGUCGUCCGAGACAAUCCAGGAGUGGGUGUCUUACGGUGGCGAGUGGCUGGAGUGGGCUCGAAAGCUCAUGCCGCUGCGGCGCUGGGCGGCCUUGCUGCUGGCCCUCAUCCUGCUCAUGAUCUGGGGAGCUCACGAGAUGCAGGAGGCGGAGGAGGCAGGUCAUUCAUCAGUGGCCUCGUCCUCUGCAUCGUCGGUGGUCGGAGACGUGGGAGGAGCCGCGGCCGUGGCGCCUCCGCUGCCGCCGCCGGUCGCGGCUUCGCCGCCCGCGGCGGCUCCGCCCGACGCCGCGCUCGUGGCCCAGUUGGACGACUUGGCCGAGUCCCAGAGAGCGAUGGCGGCGGAGCUGAACGAGAUCAGGAUCGCCGAACGUGCGCGGGAGCUGAGGCGCUCGGCCAUGGUGUCGUCGAGCGUAGACCGCGGUGCCGAGGCGGCGGCUGCCAACCAGCUGCAGAUCCAGUCCAUGCUGAGUCGCCUCGACGAGUUCGAGGCUCGCUUGCAGGGAGGUGCGGCGGCGGGGUCCCCUGCGGCAGCCGCGGCACCCUCUCCUGCCACCCCCGCGGGCGCGGCGGAGGGUCCCACCUCGCCUGCGCGCGCGGACUCGACGGUGCUGAUGGAGACUCCGGACAAGCGUGCGGCCUCGGAGCCGGCCGAGGCGGUGUCCCUGGCCAUCAAGCGGAUGAGGUUCAAGGCUCAGAUGCCGCAGCAGGUCUUCUUGGAGCAGCUGGAGGACUUCAAGGAGUACCCAGCGUCAGAGUGGGCGACCAAGAUGCCCGAGGGCUACAGAGAGAGGAUCGCCCCGGACGUGCUCUCGGAGGUCUACUCGACGGGGAAGACGGCGGAGGCCUGGGCGAGGGACUACAUCCGGGACCGGGGCCUCACCGACUGCAACACCGCUCGGGAGAUGAUCGCGACCUUCGCGGCCGUGGACACCAUGCUCAUGACGGACCGCCAGAAGGGGCUCUUGAAUCAGGUGAGCUUCGAGAGGCUGGUGCGAAAGGGUUACGCGCUGGUGAGGGCCUACCGCAACGUGCACUGCCGCGACGAUUGGAGCAGGCCCAAGGACUCCAAGAGCUGGAAGUCCAAGGUCGACUGGGAGGCGGCGCGGCGCUUGGACCCGCAGCUGGCGGACGAGAGCACGAUCAGGGUCAUGAGUGCGGAGGAGGAGGUGAAGAAGGCCAUGGGUCGGGACGCGCAGUUGAUCAAGGCGCGCACGGACCUGGACGGCGGGGGUGCGAGCCCGCCAACGUCGAGCUCACGGCGGGUGCUCUCACGCUGGCGGGAGGAGUUGGACAUCGUGCAGCGGGCCAAUCGGUGCUUGCUGGGACUUCGCCAGCUCUACCGUGGGACGUUUGGCGACGAGCUCUUGCAUCCUGGGGAGAUCUGGGGUCAGGGGCCACUGCCCAGCACCAUGGACGGGGACCUCUCGAGGUCUGUGUCGCCGAGAGUGGCUCAGAUGCUGGACGAUUUCCGGAGGGAGAUGCUGAAGGAGGACGGCGAGGAGUGCGUCAGGGCCGCGGAGGUGAAGAACUACGUGGACCCGCACUUCCGCCGAAAGAAGGACAUGCUGAUGCUGGCCAGGCGCAUGGCUCUGGCCGGGAUGUUGUGCCGCUGCGAGUCGAAGGUGGACGAGGUCGGGCUCUUCUGUGUGGUGAAGAAGGCCGAGAUCGUGGACGGCGAGCCCUUGGUGUCGUUGGGCUUGGUGUUCGACCAGCGGCGCUCCAACUUACGAUGGCGGUCGCCGCCGUGGUGUGCCAUGGGCGGUGUCAGUGCCAUGUCGUUCCUGGACGUGUCCGAGGAGAUGACGGAGGAGGGCGCUCGGAUGGUCUUUGGGACUGGCGACCUCCCCGACUUCUACUACGCGUUGGACUUGGGCGAGGCGAUCGCGCCCUACUUCGUGCUGCCUGGGGUCCGGGCUUCGGAGCUUCUCGACGUUCUCCCCUCGGACGCCUGCCUGAGUGGGUUGGGCGAGCACGUUGGUGUGCGGGUGGCGCUGAUGGGCUUUUCUUGGGCCUGCUGGAUGGCCCAGACGACCAUGGAGGACCUGUUCAACUCUGGUCCCUCCCUGGGCAUGCCCGCUCUCGCCGAGGAGCAGCGGCUGGCAGAAGGCGGUCCGCUGCCCCUGAUCAGUCGAGAGGUUCCCGCGGCCCACUACGAGUACAUCGACGACUUCGGCAUCAUCGGGGUGGACUACCCUCCCGUCGCCGACGCCGAGCCGCCCACGCAGGUCAGGGACAUCUGGUUGGGAGCCAAGUACUUGGUGAACGCCGCGGGCUUCAAUGUGCACAAGGACGACUGCUCGGGGCAGGCUCGGAUGAUCGGCGGGGACUUUGUGGGCACCCGCCUCGCCCCGAACCAGGACAAGAUGUGGCUGGCCGUGGCCGGGGUGAGCGAGAUCCUCAGGCAGCGGUCGGAGUUCCCGGACGCGGUGGCCAAGAUCGUGGGCAUCCUGUCCUGGGGCUUUCUGAUCACUCGAGGGGCCCUGAGCGUCUUCUCGGAGGUCUACCACUGGUGCAUGGAGUUCCGAGGGGGCCCCCGCCGUCGGCUGCCCGACGAGGUCCUUCGCGAGCUGGCCUUGGCAGCGGCGGUGGUGCCGUUGGCGUCUGUCGACCUGGCCAUGCCCUGGGACCCCACGGUGACGAUGUUCGACGCGAGCCUCUACGGCGGGGCUAUCAUCUCUGCCCAGGCCGACACCCAGGAGAUGCGUCGCGAGGCGCCGAAGGAGCGACUGCAGGGCGAGACCGUGCUGCCCGCCGAGACGGGUCAGGUGAUCGAGGAGCUGGCGGACAUCGCGGAGGAGGAUCCGUUCGCGCCGCUACGGCUGGGCUGGCCCGUGAGGGCGAAGGUGCUGCGCUUCCUGCACCUCUGCAGCGGCCACACGCGCUCGGGCGACUUGGAGUUCUGGCUCGCGCGUCUCGCGGCCCGUCGGGGGUAUGUGAUGCAGUGCACGAACGUGGACAUCGGGUUCGGGCCGGAGUUCGACCUGUCCGAGGAGGUGAACGUGCGGAGGCUGGAGCUGCUCGCCGAGCUGGAGGUGGAGAUGGGCUCGGCGCAGUUGUUGAGCAGCCUGCGCGUGCUCAGGGCGAUUGGCCUCCGAGGUGGCUCGGUCUCGCUGGAGCACCCUGCCGACCCGGGGAAGCCUCCGUUUCCCUCGAUCUUCGCGCCGCCCGAGGUGCUGGAGUGGGAGGAGACUCUCGGUGCCUACAGGGUGACCUUCCCUCAGUGCAUGCGGGGCUGCCCCGCUCUCAAGUUGACCACCAUCUCGGGAACAGCCAAGCACCUGCAGCGGUUCAUUCGCCCAUGUACUCACAAGAACCACAUGGCGAGCUUGUGCGGGAAGGACGAGACUGGCCGCUUCAGGACGCGGGUAGCCCAGGCUUACUCGUCCGAGCUCUGCCGCGUGCUGGCGGAGUGCCACCUGGACGCUAUGCUGGACGGGCGCGAGCGGCGCGAGGCGGAGUUCACAGAGAGGGCCGUGGAGCUGCUGAUCAAGGAGACGCUCGAGCGGAGGCGGCGCGACAUCCGGGACAUCGACGUGCUGCCCGCCUCCUUCCUGGAGACCUCGGAGGCGGGGCUGUCACUUCUGCCCUACUCGGUGGCCAAGAAGACGGCCCUCAACUGCUACGUGCCCAACGUGCGGCGCUUCCUGGAGUUCGCGUUGGACCUCGACCUGCCCAUGAUGAGCAGGGAGGAGAUCGACAAUUCCAUCCUGGUCUACUCAGACUACCUGGUCGAGGACGAGGAGGUGGGCCCGCACAGGGGCGACUACGUGGUGCAUGGCAUGGCGUUCGUCUGGCCCGAGCUGUCUACGGGCCUCCCGCGCGCCAAUCGGGCUCUGCGGGCGUGGCACAAGAUGCACGUGGCCGGCGAGGGUGGGCCUCAGCCGCUCGAGGUGUGGGCUGCCCUGGACGAGGCCAUGAGGCUGGCCGGGUCCGUGGAGGCCGCAGAUGCAGCAGCGCUGGCGGUCGACGCCUACCUCCGCUCGGCUGAGGUCUUCGCGCUGCGAGUCGAGGACAUCGUGGACGCCGAUGAGGACGUGGUUGCGAUCAAGCUCGGGGUGCAGGAGCGGAACGAGCGCACCAAGACCGGGGUGAGGCAGGGAGUGCUGAUCGACCGCCCGCACGUCGCCACCAUGCUUCGGGCGCGCAAGGCCGCCAAGAAGCCGGGCGAGUUGGUGUUCGGCUGCUCGGUGGAGGCCUACCGCCGUGCUCUUCGGAAGGCCAGCGACGACAUCGGCAUCGCCGCCUUCCCCGCCCACUCCGCGAGGCACUCGGGCCCCAGCCACGACGCGGCGGAGGGCUACAGGACGGUGUGGGCCAUCCAGCGGCGCGGCCGCUGGGCUUCGGAGAAGUCGGUGCUGCGCUACAUGAAGACGCACGCCCUGGUGGCAGCGAGGGCGGCCGUGCCUGCCGCCGUGAUGGCGCGCGGUCGGGAGCUCCUGGCCAGGCAGGCGCCGCGCCCGGAGAAGGCGCGAGAGUAA